This is a messenger RNA of Abrus precatorius (Indian licorice), 1546 nucleotides long. RefSeq lists its product as uncharacterized. The record is from RefSeq and is a predicted model, not a curated record. Bases 117 to 1298 code for a protein of 393 amino acids. Lineage: Eukaryota; Viridiplantae; Streptophyta; Magnoliopsida; Fabales; Fabaceae. The transcript is spliced from 12 exons.
AAAUUCAGAAGGCAAGCUACGGAUCACAUCGGCUACGAAUCUUGGCCAUAAACCCUAGUCUUUAUUAGUUUCUUCGACGGUGAUAUUUUGAUAACUGGAAAAACGGUUCAGAAAAAAUGUUUGGCGCCGGAGGCGAAACCCCCUCGAGGCAUGAAUUGUUGAGUAUGGUGAAGAAGCACUCCAAUUUAAUAGGGAAAACGGUAGUUGAGGAGCAAGAUGCUUCUGAUAUCGAAAUGGAUAUGAGGUUUUGGCAUGAUGUCUUUGAUUUGUAUUUCGUCCGUGGCAAGGAGUCAAGGGGACGCCAAGAUGAUGAUCUCGUUUUCUUUGUUAGAAAAUUGGGUUCCCAUGGUUUUGGUUCCAAUAGCAAAACGGAGAGUGUUGAUCCUUAUUUUGUACGCAGGUGGACACCUAAGUUGAACGACUUAGUUGAUGAAACUUCUAUAGAUGUGGACUGGAGGCGUUCAUUUUACUUGAAUCUAAUUGCUCAUACAUCAUUCAGUGUAACUGUUGCGAUUUGCAGUCACCAGGUUCUUCUUAACCAUCGAGCUGGGCAGGAUACACCUUUGUCCCCUAUAUAUAAGGUUGUGAAAACUGUUUAUGCAUCUCCAAGUCGUGUAAAUUUUCAGCUAGACUCUAAAAAGGAAGUGGAAACGACACCUGCUUAUCCAGAUAUAUGCUUUGCAAUUGAUGAUUUUGACUCCACUUUUGAUGCUGUGGUUUUGACCGAAAAAGAUCAUUGCUAUUGUGUAGUUCUAAACGCACAUGAUGGGGCAGCCUUUCCUAGUGAAAAGGUGUCAAAUGAUUGUAGUACUAGUAGCAACUCUCUGGAAGUCAAUGCUUCUUAUGCUAAAAAAAAAGAGACAAAGCUUACCCUUUUCUCAGGAUUUGUCAGCUAUCAGAUGGUGCGAGAUGCAUAUGAUGCUGGCAAGUCUCGAUUUGGGAGCCUUUUAUCAGUUGGCCAUUUUCCUGGAAAAACAGACAGGAUUUACAUGAAAGGUCCUGGAGGCAGAGGAGAAGUUGAAGUAGCUGUUUCGGGAGUUGCAGAUCAAAGCCAGGAGGAUUCAGGCCCAUCAUCUCCAGUUAUAUCAAAGAAGGGGUUUGGUCUUGGCGUAAUCGUCCGCAGAGCAGCCUCUGUUGCAUCAGUAGCAGCAAGGCAUGCUUAUGCAGCUGCCUCGUCAUCGAGCCCAAAUUUUGACGAGAUGAUACCUUUGAAAUGCAGUUUAAUGUCCAUAUCGUUGCCCUGGGAAUAUAUAGCGUAUGAUCUUCUAUUUAAGGGAGCUCCUCCUGUGAACAUGUGACCAUCCAAUGUAUCUGUGGGCGCCAUGAAUAUCGAAAUGGACAUUUCUGUGAGCACCCCGUUUCUGAGUUACGAAAUUGGUUUCUCUUCUGACAAAAUUGUCUUUGGUGCAUGCCGCACGUGCAUGCUCAGAAUGUGAAUACUUGGUGUUGGAUUGAGUAUCCCGGGGUAACUUGUUGCAUCUGGUUAUAAAUAUCGACACAUAUGUUAGUUUUUGUAUAUGUUGGAUUAUUGUAAUUGCCACCCUUC